Molecule: messenger RNA, 4433 nt
Organism: Anopheles stephensi (Asian malaria mosquito)
Lineage: Eukaryota; Metazoa; Arthropoda; Insecta; Diptera; Culicidae
Gene: fu
Product: serine/threonine-protein kinase fused
Exons: 5
Coding region: 769-3135 (788 amino acids)
Biological process (GO): protein phosphorylation
Cellular component (GO): cytoplasm
Molecular function (GO): ATP binding; protein kinase activity
Source: RefSeq, a predicted model, not a curated record
CCCAAUGUUUUCAAUCCUCUGUGGGACAACAUUCAUUAUGUGAAGAUGACCCAUAAACUAGCGAAAUUGCUCAAGGGACCGAGAAUCGAGGCUGUUUGUUCAUGCUGGUUGUCCCAUACCAUAUGUUUUUGUAAACAAAAUCUGGCAUAUCUCAACUAAAAUGGUGGUCUAUCAAAUCGAAAAAAAUUUACCUGCUAAAUACAUACACCUUGCUCCCAUGUAGAUGUCUCACUAUGAAAUGGAUGGUAAUUUAUGGCCAGAAUUAGACAGAUUGCUAUCAGAUAGGUCAGAACAUGAAACACCGAUACCAUCAAAAAUAUAGGACAUGUAAAAGAUGGAAUGCAUCAACACCGGCAAUACCGAUAUUAGUCGCUAGCAUGCACGCCAAUUUCAUGUUUCUUAUUUCAAUCAAGAACCCUAAAAAAUCCGGUACCGAUGGACCUGUGUUAGAAUAAUCUUGGUUUUCGUUUGUAUCAAACUUUCAAGUGCAUGAUGUAAACGUAAUGACAGUUGAAGCUUGCAAAUAAAAAACAAAUGGAAAGAACGCGAGGUUCAUUGUUUUGCAGAAAGCUGGGCAGUGCAAGACAUAAUCAAUUUACGUAUCUUUAUAAUAAAAAUUGCUGCGGAUUUUGUGUGUUCUUCGAUACAUUACGAAAUUAAACAAACUGUUUCAUUGGUCAACCAUGAAAUAUUGUCGUUUAAGCAGACUAUAGAACGAGAACUGUGAUCGAUAACGAUUCGAAAAAGAAGAACUAAAGUUUGCCAAACAUGGAGAAGUAUGUCCUGAGCGACCUUAUUGGAGAAGGCUCUUUCGGAAAGGUUUAUAAAGCUGUUGAAAAAUCUUCAGCAACCACCGUGGCAAUUAAGAUAAUUAACAAGCGAAGUCGUUCUGGACGUGAAUUAAAGGGUUUGAGAGGAGAGUGUGAAAUACAGAGAAAUCUGAAACAUCCCAACAUAAUUCGUAUGUUGGACUCUUUCGAAACCAACAACGAAAUAAUAGUCGUUACCGAGUACGCUAAAACAGAUCUACAUAGUUUACUACGUGACGGAUCGUUAGAAGAACCUAGGACCCAGCGAAUAACGUUCCAUCUUGUAUCUGCAUUGUACUACCUUCACUCGCACCGGAUACUGCAUCGUGAUCUAAAGCCACAAAAUAUUUUGUUGGAUCGAAACAUGUGUGCAAAGCUAUGCGACUUUGGGUUUGCACGCAACAUGACAAUGGGUACCCAUGUUCUGACAUCAAUUAAAGGAACACCGCUUUAUAUGGCCCCAGAACUGCUGGAAGCGAAGCCAUACGAUCAUCACGCCGACCUGUGGUCGUUGGGAUGCAUUAUUUAUGAAAUGCUGGCUGGUGAACCACCGUUCAGUUCUACGUCAAUGAUACAUCUAGUUCGUCUCAUUCGUCACCAGUACAUCAAAUGGCCCAGCUUCCUUACGAGCAACUGCAUUUCUUUUGUUCAAGGUUUACUUGAGCGUGAUCCUUCCAAGCGCAUAAACUGGACCCAGAUCCUGAACCAUCCAUUCGUGAAAGGGCACAUCGUGACUGUGGAUGAAAAUGUGCUUCAGUCCCCUUUCACACACCCGCUUACCGCUUCGCAAUCGCAAAAAGAAAAAAACCAAACUCAAAGCACGACGCACAAAGUGGCAAGCAACAAUGCACGGCAAAAUGCAUUCGGAGAAGAAGAUCUGACCACGUCGAAGGAUAGCAUCAAAGUAAUGUUGCAGAGUGAUAUAGAGUAUCAAGAAACGGAUACGGAUGAAUUUACAAACAAUACCACUGCAGAUAACGAUUCCCCGACAAACGUGGUCAAUCAUGCCGUCCAGGAGCAGACAAACAACUUUUUCGACAUUGUAGCGGAUGCACAGCAAACAAGAAUUGUACAAUUUCUUGAAAAUCCCAAUCUCGUUGUUAAUCGGUUCUACGACAAUUUCCCCAUCAUACCGCCGCAUCGAACUAUCCCGUCGGUGUCAACCGAAAGUCUCAACACUGAUAUGUUAGAUGCUCAAGCUUUAAAAGAGUACGUAAUGCAAGGGCGUACUGGAUCCCAUGAACUAGAGAGGCGAAAGUUGAGCCAAAGCAUUGAUAACUUUUCAAUGCGUAUCGAAUCAGGCAUGCAUUCGGUUAAUCUUCAUCCUUCCACGUCCAAGAUAUGCAGUUCUUCCGUUGCGGCUAAAGAACAUCAAGAAGAAAAAGGUUUGGAUAAAAUCACACCCAGCCUGCUACCAGGUUGGGACUCCUGUGACGAAUCUCAAAAUCCUCCGAUUGAAAAUGAAGAAUGGCUCGCGUUUUUACAACGUUCCAUACAGGAAGUGCUGGAUGGUGAGUUGGAACCGUUGAAGCAACAGAAUUUUGUAUGCAUUAUCGUUGCUCCGUUGCGCAAUCGACGAGCAAGUGCCAAGGUAGUCGAGAAUGUUGCUCAUUUGCUUAGCCUGCCAUUAGCCAUCAACACACCACCAACAAUUCUGAGGGACAUAAUUAACGUUUACGGCGAAUUGAAACUAGUGCCGAACUUAGUGUACGCCUCGAAACUUCUAUGCAACAAACGGUCUAAUGAGGAUUCUUCAACAAGCGAAAGUCAACCGGGGAUGAGUUGUAAUCUAUCGAUUUGCUCUGUGCGCCAAGUUUCCACAUUGGACAACGAUGAGAUCAAAACGCUAAGAGCCGUUUAUGAUUUGAUUUGCUAUCUCAUUCAUAUGGGCGACAUGUUUUUGAAUCAAUUUUGCGACGCUAUAGAAAUUUUAGGUGCAAAAGAACUGUUUGUUAAUUUCAUUGCCGCAGCCCAUGUUAACAAUGAGUACGUUCAUCUUGUAUGUUCAUUGCUUGCGCUUCUCAACUGUGCCUUACGAGAGCUUCCAGAGAAUGCAGAGAUAAUCGAACAGAUAGUAUUUCAUGAGAAUGUCAAUCUUAUGCUGCUGUUAAAGCACGAUAACAGUUUCCUACGACUCCGUACCUGUAUGUUGCUGCGCAUAUUGGCCAGAUUUAGUUGCUUAGCGCUGCAGAAACGGUGGACUAAUGAAAUAAAAGAUCAUCUAGAAGAACUUCUUUUGGACGACAACCUGGAUGUGAAAAAGGAAGCAAAGAGUGCAAUGGAGGAAUUUAAAUACAUCAGUUGUGUUACUGCUGAAACCUGCUGACUGACACUUAAACAUACAUUACAUUCAUAUUUCAUAUCGCAAGACCCAUCGUUUCCAAUUGUGCCUUGUACGUACAUCGCUCCAUUCCCACAGUAUGCUAUACUAUUUGUUAAUCUAACAAUACACCAAUACGCGAUAUCGUGAUCGUUUGUACGUUAAUCAACGAAAAGAAUUUGAAAUAUUUUUUUAUACAAACAUUCAUCUAAUUUAAGCAAUGACCGUGCUAGAAUAAAAGAAAACAUGUAAUUUGAAGUAACACAUAAACAUACAUUUUUGCUACUUUACUGCAUGCUAACGUUCGCUAAAGGUGUGGCACAAUUUCAGUUACACAUUAUACAUUUUAACGAAUUCUCUUAUCAACACUUAGUUGACGGGCGCUUAUAAUCCUGCUGCUGCUGGCUGCUGGGAAGCUGCUGGUAUCAUAGGCCUCUUUUUGAUCACUUGUUCUUAAAUAUUUUUUUUUAUUCAUAAAGAACGGCCUGGCCGUAUUGUUUAAAGCUAAAUUACAAAUAUAAGUACAAUUCACGAUGGUUUGGAAACAUUUCCUUCUGCAAACCGUGAAAGGGCACCUUAUCCCGGGUGCGCUCGGUUAGUUCUUAAAAUUUGAACAUUUACAAAAAAGUAAUGUAAACUCGAGAAAGUAAAGUAAGACCUCGAGACAGCUUCGGACUGCAAUUUAUGGCAGCUUUGGUUUGAUUUUCCUCGUAGCUGGUAAGUCUGUGCUUGCUACGGGAUAACGCCCUACACCAGUUCCUGUUGUGUGAAUAACCGUGUGUCCGCAGUGUCUUGGCCAUUGAACUGCACUGCAGCAUUAUGUAACGAAUGAUUAACUUUAUGUUUGUUAUUAAAUUAUUCAAUGGUUUUUACAUGGCCUAUAACAGCAUCUAACUCUGCUUAUUGGAAUCAUGGUUUCAUUAUUAAAUUGAAGCACUGAUCCAACCCCGGGUAAACCUUGGACUGAAAAUCAAUCAGAAGUUCAACAUGAUUAAGGCUGAAACGAUUUCGGUUACGGGUUAUUUAUUAUACUUUGUUUUACAUCGGUUAUACUUGGUUUAGUCCAAAACGCACUCAGCGAAUAUCCACACGCGUUUGCCCGCUGUUGUUAAAUCAGCUUCCUAAUUUUUGGCGUUCCUACGAGACAUGUAAGUGUGUGGUUUUGGAAAAAUACGUUAACAUCCUGUUUUCGUCUGCAGUGUGCUGAAGUCUGUGUAGUCUUUUGCCAGAGUUUUACCUCAAACAGCAUGUGAGGUUUUAUCAGGCAUGGCCGUGCUUUAGAAACCCUAUGUGUCUUUAAAAAA